UCAUAAGAAUGUACAGUAUAAUAGUAACACUACAUUGAUUUGCUCCUGAUACUGCUGUACUGUGAUAUAAUACCUGAAUACCAGAAUACAGUGACCAGUUGUCAGCUACGAGGUCGUAUUAAAACUGUGAAAUGGAAAUUCCAACCUUAACUGAAUAUGAUGGAAAAAGUGCAAAGGUACGCUGCUCAGUACAUUGGGUAAUAACACAUGCAUAUCAAAAUGAAGAUAUACCAAAAUAUAUUCCAAGAUGUGAUAUUGAACAUAUAUUUGAAUGUGAUGGAGGUGUCAAGAAGACAAUUGCUUCUUUAUUAUGUAGUGGGGAACCAUAUUGCAGGAUUACAGAACAACUAUUUGAUGUAAAGGAAUUACUUCGAUCUCAUGAAGAUGUGAUUCAGAUAUUAUGCAGUCGAGGAAUAUAUGUAUUGGAUGAUUCUGAUUCACUUAUAAGAGCAGAUCAUUUACGAAGAAUGCCACUUGCAUUGUUUUCUCAUAUAAAGAUUAUUGACAUUCUAAUGAAGGCGCAUACGUUAACUAAACUGGCUUCAGUCAAUUCAUUGGUGACGACUGUUCGAAAGUUUUCUGAAUUCAGUGCAUCAAAGGAAUCACCUGAUAAUUUGGAAGAAGCUUUUAUGUUAUGGCUCAACAAGGUAUCCCAGAAGGUCCACAUCAUCCAAAGAAAUGCAUUGGAAUCAGACAAGUGGUUUCAUAGACUACUACGUCACACAUUCGGACAGCCACGAGAAGAUGAUAGCCAAUUUCCUUUGGUCUCUAAACUUACUGAUGAUCUGUAUGAUGGUCGAGCAAUCGCUCUCCUAUUACACUAUUAUUGUUCCAGUUUUAUAUCUUUUCAAGAUAUAUCAAUGAAAGAUCCGAUUUCAAUGGCAGAUGCAUGGCACAAUCUUCAACUCAGUAUUAAUUUUUGUAACGAUAUAUUACUUCCACACACUAAAUCUAACCUGAAUGCCAUAAGUCCUACAAUAUUGCAUGCUGUAGAUUUUCUUUAUUGUUCACCACAUAUGAACAUGAAUGUCAAUAUCAUGGCUUUUCUUGGGAAUCUUUAUCACUACCUUGAAACGAAUGCUCUUCAGGACAUCGUAUCUCCUUUGGGUCAUUCUGUCAUCUGUAGGAGACAAAGAGAAACUGGUUCCGAAGACAACACAUCCAGUGUUUCAGAAACCACAGAGCCUCAAACAUUGUCUUAUACAUCGAUGGAUGAACGACAUCAAGAAACGCUUGCCCAAGCUAGUUAUCUAAUACCAGGGGUACAACCACUUAUCAGCAAUGCAACAAAGAGAAGUUUUUCAAAACCUAGUACUGCUGAUACUGAUUCGGUGAGCACUCUAACGCUAAAUGAAUCAGAUGAAUCCUCUCUGCCGUUUUCAUCUAAACCUCUUCUCGUGAGAAGAAAUCGUGACAUACAUCACCAUGGCCUACCAUCAUCUACCUCCAAAUUAUACACCAGAGCAUUAACAGAUCAUCUUCCCGCUGUUAAAUCAAGAGAACACAAUGAUGAUUAUAUGUCGGAUGAAAACACGUCUGCAAGUUCUGUAUUACAUCCUCUAAGAAAGUCAAGUUCUCAUCAAGGAUUAUCAAAUGGAGUUAUAGAUCAUCCUCGGGAUGUUGUAGUAAACAAAUGGCAUUCCAGAACUCCUGUGCAAGAUUUGAGGAACACCAAUACAUCAAAUAACACAUAUGUCACAAAUCAGCAAGGAUUAAACAUCUUACACAAUGAUGCUUCAAGCAGAACAAUGACCACAGAUUCUCUAGCAUCAGUAAAUUCUGAUUUGUUAGCAAAUGUUGCGAUGGAUAUUGAUGAUGAAAACUUGAAAUUUAAAAGACGAGAUCGAAAACUAGCACAAGUUCAUACUUUUUCUGCAAGAUCAAGAUUACCAACUGGAUCGUUGUCAACUACGGUAUUCGAUUCUCCUCAUAUUAGACACAAGAAUGAGAAUGAUAUGAUAUUAGAAACAGCACGUACUCCAGAUUCUCAGAGCACAAGAUCAACUCUACUUAGAAAUGUUACUGACAGUAGUAGCAGUUCAAAUUCGGAUUUCACAUCCGUGUCAUCGAGGACAACUUCUAAUGUUACAAGUCAAGACUGUAACUCUAGCGUGAAUACCUUUACUAAUUCUGAUGAGAGAGAUUAUCCUGUCAUAGUCAAUACUGAUGAAUCACCAGAAUUACCAAGAAAUGUGACUCGCGUUAAACCAUAUCGAAACCCCAGCACUGGUACAAGCUCAAAUUUUACUCCAUCUUCCCAGAAGAGCUACACUAUACAAAAUGGAGAUUUUGAAUCUGUUGAUUCUGCCAGGGCAGCCGGAUAUCCUGUGAUAGAAACAUCACCAGAAAGAACUAAGCUUGAGUUCGAGGAUCGUUCAUCACAACUUAGAAGUUCUGGUUCAACGUCUAAACCAAGUUAUGCAACAAAUGGUUCUGGUGAUCAUGUUGUUAUUGGUGAUUCUGUUGUCAGAUUGCGAAAUCCACAACGUAGAUCAAAUAAUCGAUCAUUAAGAAACAUGAAAGCAACAAGUUGGGUAGAUAAUGGCAAAGCAUUGAAAGUUCACAAUUCUGAUGACAGUCGUCGCCAUAGCAACAUUCCCAAUUCUGGUAAAUUGUCCGUCGUUUUCAAGAAAAUAGAGGAACGUAGAAAAUACAUAGAAACUGAGAGAAGGAGAAUAGAAGAGAGAAAGAAAGUGGUCGAGGAGGAAAAGAAAAUGAGACAAAAGGAGUGGUCGAAAGAACUUUCAAAACUUCACAAAGAAAUGGAAAAACUUGAUUUUCAUGAUGAACAAAAUGAACAACAACAAAAACAAGUUCAACAACAAAAACCAGCAACUGUUCCACAUCAUGUGAUCAGAUCGCCAACUAAAAAUGAAGAGACAAGUUCAGAUUAUUCAUCAAAAAGUCCAAGUCCAUCAAGUAUUAACAACAACAAUAUUUCCGAACAAAUUGAAUGUGAAAAUAAAAUCCUACGACAAUUUGUCGAACAAAAUCCGCCUGAAAGUCCUCAUUCUGAAACAUACAAUAAUUUUUUUGCUUCACCUCUGUCCACAACAACUUGCUUAGCUCAAAGAAAUGAACAAAGCAAGAGCAAUAUUGCAAUGGACCAAACUUAUCAGAAUAUUGCACCAUCACAUUCCGCUGUGAAUUCUCGUCUAUCAGACCAAAAACAGACAUUUGAUGUAAGCCCGGAUAGAAGUAGAAUCCAACAUUCAACAUUGCCCCCACAUUCUAACAAAACAUAUAAUGUCUCGCAACCAGGAAUGCCAAUUUCAGAACAACCCAAUCAUCGAAAUAUUCUUCAACCAGGGCCAAAGCCUGUUUUCGAUUCAUUUGAAAAAACGAUGAUGACUUCACUAAAUCAUGACAAGCAAAGAAUUAGAUCUAAUCAAAUGAUACAUGACCAUUCAGCAUCACAGCAAGGGCUAGGAAUGUACCAAAGCACUAACAACGGUACCCUUUACCAUCCAAAUCAGAUCCAUUUGCAGGAAUCCAACAAUCCAUUCGUACAAAAGAUAGGCAAUUUACAUUUCCAGCCAGUAAAUCCAAAUGUUCACCACGGUACAAGUCACAUCUCUUCUCAUAAUCAAGAUAACAGGCAGAUGACUUACGAGGUUUUUGACGACAGUUCAACUGCUCAGUUUUCAAGCCAGGAUAUCCGACAAAGAACAUACAAAGUCAGCGACGGUCAAGUAGAUAAAAUCCUACCAGAAAAUAUUCUCAAUGAAAAUCAUCAAUUCCGAAAUGAAUUUGUUCCCACCCGGCAAGAUAUGAGACACAAUACAUACAAUGUUUCUAAUAGUAAUUAUGCUCAGCCAUUACAGAAUUCUCAUCAAACUUCUGCACAAAAUUUAGACCAGCGUCAUAUGACAUAUGAUGUAUCAGAUACAUUGAAUAAUGCUCAGCCAACAAAAGCCACUCAAAGGGUACCAAUGCAACCAAGGGAAGCAGUUCAUCCAGGUGUUUUAAAAAUCCAAGCUCCUGAAAUAAACAUUCAUCAGUCUUCUCCUGAACAUACUACAAGAAGAAGCUUAUUCCCAGGAGGAAAUCAGGAUCCAGAUACUUUCGCUGAGCAGGAAAAUAUUGAUCCAAAUUAUUUAGCGACAGGUCCUGCUGAUGAAACUACUUAUGAUACUUUCUCAUGCAAAAUUGCCUCUGGAUCCAAUCAUUCAACUCCACAGAAAAUGAGUCCGCUACAGGGAUCACCUUCAGGACAAGAAACAUGCGCAGAAGAUGAAACUGAUAUGUCGAGUGUAUUAAUGAAAACAACAGAUGUGGAUAAGAAAGGUGGCAAAGGAUUUGAAAUUGUUGAUGAUGCAACUCCUAAUACCGAUGUUGCUAAGAAAAAGGAACAAUUUUUAUUAAAACAAUUAAAGAAAGAAGAAGAGUUGAAGCGGAAGAAAGCGGAUCGUGAAAACCAGGCUGAAAAGAGAAAGGAAGAAGCAAGAAAAAAGCAAGAAGAACUAUUAGCUAAGAAAGAAGAAGAAAAACUCAAACGUCAACAUCGACUCGAUGAAUAUAAGAAGAGAAAGUUACAAGACGAAGAAGCUCAAUUUGUUCAACAAUCUAGCGCUAUCAAAGCAGGAGGCAGUGGAAAAAAACAUCCGCCGUCUUCUGCCAAAUCCGAAUCUGCUUCGCACACGGCGAGAUCACACAGAGUAACGAAAAGUGGUCGAACAUCUCCUGAAUCUACUGUUUUAACAAAUAAUUACGAACAUUAUCCAGUUCAUAAUGCAGUUAUUGAAAAUCAUGAAACAUAUCUCGCUAACAUGGAUGCCGAGGAUGGAAGCGCAUGUUCGUUUCCAAUGCAGAAAAUGCAUCUUGGUAGUGGACAUAAAAAAGAAUGGGAUAACCAGUCAGCUUCCUCUUCUGCAGUAUCAUCAGAAUACACAGGUCCAAAGUUAUAUAAACAACCCAGUUCAAAGUCAAAUAAACACAUCGUCAAUAAUGCUAUAAGUCAUUGUUGCUUGCCAGGAAAAGUCAAUGAAACAAGUCGAAAUAACACUAUUCAGGUUUUAGAAAUGUCGGAUGCAAGACAUUUUAUGAUAUUAUUCAGAGAUGCCAAAUGUCAAUUCCGAGCUUUAUAUUCAUAUGAUCCUGAUGGAGAACAUCUCAAAAGAUUAGCUGGAAACGGUCCUGUUAACAUUGUUCCAAGCAUGAUUGAACGUUUAUUCAAGUAUAAUUCUGGAAGAAAAGCCUUCACAUCUUUGCCAUCCAAAACUUUGUCUGUUAGUAUUGAUGCCAUCACAAUCAAAAACUCGCUUUGGCAAUCAAAUAAAAAAGUGAGUUCAAAAAAAUGAUGACAGAAAAAGGGCAUUUGGAAUCAGUGGUGCCUUCUUGUUGAAUGUUGAUUAUCCCUAUAUGUGUACCGGUUGAAAAUGGAGAUACUCAGACUGUUCGAAAAUGUGUGAUCAGUAGGAUAUAAGUUCAGAAUUUCGAAUUACAGCAAUUCAAAUAAAAAUUAAUUUUCGUGAAUUCAAAGUCAUUACAGAAAAUACUACUCGAUUUUAUUUUAUAAAAAUUGCCGUAAUCUACCGUAGGUAAAUAAAAUAAUUGUCAACAAGAUUAAAAGGCUUCGUUCAUCAGAGCCACGAAAGUUGCAUCCCAACUUUUGAGAUAUUUGUAAACUUAUGUAAUUCACUCAUCCACCAAUUAUUUUGAAGUCAACAUCUACAAUAACGUUAACAAAUAUCCUUAAUAUUUCAUUCUUAUUAUCUUUGUCAUAUUACACCACAUGCACAAAUCAUAAGGUGCUAUUAUUACUAGCUUCAUCUUAGUUUUUUUUGUUGAUUCGAAACAUAUAUUUUUUGUAUUUACUGUGUUGAAAUGGUACAUAAACUGGUUGCUGUUAUAUACUGUAAUUUUUUUUUCUCCUUUUAAUGUUAUAUUUUUAUAAUUGCUCAGAAUGUAUAUGCGGAUAUUGCAUGGUCAAGUGUGAUUUUUUCAUAAAACACGGACCUGGUAUUGCCGCAAAACAUUUUGGCAAAUCUCAUUUCCUGGUGAUUUUCAUAUACAAAAGUUGGAAUACAAUACAAGAUUUGAUUGAAUGGAAAUAUUGAUAGUUUGUUAUUCAAGUAUUCUAGAAAUAUAUUAGCAGUUAUUUGGGAAUGAAAAACCUGGGCCAGCUACAAAAAUCAAUUUUUGUUAAAAACUUUUGGCAUAUGCAGCCUUUUUACAAACUAAAGGCUUAGUAAAUGGCACUCCUGAAGUAUGUGUACUAAUAUGGAGGCAACUAAUUUUGUUCGCCUACUUUACAUAAAGUUGUAUGAAGAGGCUGAAACUUACUGGCAGGGGGUAUAUUCACUUGGCUAAAACUGACAUUCCACGAACUCGUAAUAGAACUAAAAAAAGGAAAUCUGAAUAAAAUUAUGGCCUAAUCCUAACCUGGUACAUACUUAUUUUAUCGCCAUUAGAAGUCUGAUAUCCAUACUCUGGGGAAAUCAAGAAGGAGUUCUGACUCCAGCGAAAACAUGACAAUCCAAGACCUUUCAGCUCUGUUGUCAACUGCUUUUAAUUGACAGUUUUUUAAUUGGCUGUUUGCACCACUCAAAAAUAUUGGAACUUGUGUAUUACUUUUUCUCGGGUGUCACAGAAGAUAAAAAUGGACAGUAGUUUUCUUUGUCUACUAGUAUUUGGUCUAUGCUUUCUGAAUACAUUCAUUAUAUUAUUAGUA
Messenger RNA from Styela clava, 6673 nucleotides. RefSeq lists its product as uncharacterized. Gene Ontology annotation, molecular function: microtubule minus-end binding; calmodulin binding. Gene Ontology annotation, cellular component: microtubule minus-end. Gene Ontology annotation, biological process: cytoplasmic microtubule organization; negative regulation of microtubule depolymerization. The record is from RefSeq and is a predicted model, not a curated record. NCBI's taxonomy places the organism in Eukaryota, Metazoa, Chordata, Ascidiacea, Stolidobranchia, Styelidae.